AUGUUCAACAAACAAUUAUUUAUUCUUGUUUUACUUAUUGGAGCCGUUGUUUCCCAACCAGCAGGUACCUUACCAGGUAUCCAAAAUGGUUACUUAAUUAUGUCGAGUACCACUGACUACAAUGCUGAGCAUUCAGUUUUCAACUCAAAAUUAAAUAGACCAAUUAGAGCUUGGUGUCCAGCUACCAGUGUUGUUGGUAACAAUGGUGAGUGGAUUAUGGCUAGCAGUAUCACUCCAUUCGAUGUAUACGGAAUCUCAAUUCAAGGUCGUUACGAUUACGAUCAAUGGGUCAAUCUAUUCCAAAUCCAAGUAUCGCUUGAUGGUUUCGCUUGGACUACUAUUGGAACCUACAACUCUGGUCUUACUGAUCGUAACACAGUCAAGUACAUCGACUUUGGUGGUGUCAGAAGAGUCCGUAAUGUCCUUCUUAAACCAGUAACCUGGCAUCCAAAUGGUAUUGCUGUACGUUGGGAAGUCCUCAUGAAAAUCAAAUUAGAAAUUUAUGAUCUAUUAAGAUUAUACGAUCACGUUGCAACUAGAGAGGCAGAGUAUGUCAUCAUUCUAUCAGAUACAGAUUAUAUCACUUAA
Messenger RNA from Heterostelium album PN500, 588 nucleotides. RefSeq lists its product as uncharacterized. The record is from RefSeq and is a predicted model, not a curated record. The coding region runs from base 1 to 588 and encodes 195 amino acids. The transcript has 5 exons. Lineage: Eukaryota; Evosea; Eumycetozoa; Acytosteliales; Acytosteliaceae.